CAUACAGGGAGGGAGGGAGGUGGAUGGGAUGGCUCUCAUGUUGAUCUAAACCACAGCUGUUGGCCAUGUGUGUGUGGAAUAUUUAACACAGCUCCCGCGCUUGCAUCCUCUUCAUCAUCUCGUCCCAGUCAUUCUGCAGCCAUGUCGGACUCGGAGGACAUGACGGAGUUCGCCAGCAUCGUGGAGCGCAUCGAGCGCGGCGAGGUUCCCAUCAAGAAUAUUGAGCGUGAGCUGAUCUGCCCCAUCUGCAAGGAGCUCUUCACACACCCGCUCAUCCUCCCAUGCCAGCACAGCAUUUGUCACAAAUGCGUCCGGGAGCUGCUCAUGCUCAACUAUGACGACUCCUUGGACGGUGGCUCCGAGUGCUCGUUGCCGGGCAGCCCCAGGUCCCGCGUGCCAUCGCCCUCCAUGGAGAGGCUGGACAAGCUCGUACGAUCAGGUUCCAUCUCAUCCCCGGGCUGGCGCCGAGGGUCUGUGACACCUCGGGUCACCACCAUCGCCUGCCCGGGCUGCCAGCACGACAUCGACCUAGGCGAGCGCGGUAUCAGCAUGCUGUUCCGCAACUUCACUCUGGAGAGCAUCGUGGAGCGCUACCGGCAGGCGGCCCGCGCCGCCGUCGCCAUCAUGUGCAACAUCUGCAAGCCGCCGCAGCAGCAGCAAGAGGCCACCAAGAGCUGCAUGGACUGCAAGGCCAGCUACUGCAACGAGUGCUUCAAGAUGCACCACCCCUGGGGCACGCCCAGGGCCCAGCACGAGUACGUGGGACCCACCACCAACUUUAGACCCAAGGUGCUGAUGUGUCCCGAGCACGAGAUGGAGAAGGUGAACAUGUACUGCGAGGCGUGCCGACGGCCCGUGUGCCACCUGUGCAAGCUCGGAGGCAGUCACGCCAACCACAAGGUCACAUCCAUGAGCAACGCCUACAAGAUCCUCAAGGAGAAGCUGGCCAAGAGUAUCCAUUACCUCAUCAGCAAAGAGGACCAAGUCAGGGCUCAAAUUACCGGACUGGAGCAGCUCAUCAGUCAGACAGAGGAAAAUGGGCAGCUAGCAGAGCGUCAGGCCAACGAGCACUUUGAACGCCUGUUUGAGACCCUGCAGGAGAGAAAAUCGGAAAUGCUCAAAUCCAUCGAGCAGUCACGAAGCAGGCGCAUGGGACAGCUCAAAUCCCAGAUGGAGGAGUACCAGGGCAUGCUGGAGAACAGUGGCCUGGUGGGCUAUGCUCAGGAAGUCCUCAAAGAGACCGACCAGUCUUGCUUUGUGCAGACUGCCAAGCAGCUGCAUGUCAGAAUCCAGAAGGCUACAGAGUCUCUAAGGACUUUCCACCCAUCAGCUGACGCCUGUUUUGAUGAGUUUGUGCUGGACACGUCAAGAGAAGAGACCCUCCUCAAAGAGUUGUGCUUCGGCGGAGUUCCGGACCCCCCCAUGAUUGACCUGUCCAAGAGCCGAGUCUAUAAUGAGGCCACCAUCUUCUGGAGGCUGUCUGACGACCACCAACCCACAGACCAGCACGUGUUAGAGUACCGCAAAUUGGGUGACCCGAGGCAGUCGCUGUCCCAAGAGGAUAUUGAGGAUUGCGCCUGGCAAGCGAUGGAGCACCUGCACGGUCCCAGCACCACAGUGUGCGGCCUGGACCCCGACAGCUUGUACGCAUUCAGGGUGCGCACCUGCCGGAACUCUGUGUUCAGCCCUUAUAGCCCUGAGGUCACCUUCCAUACACCCCCUGCACCUGCCUUCGACUUCCUGUUCAAUGACAAGUGUGGCUUCUGCAUGGAGCGCCUGGUGCUCAACAAGAGGCGGGAUGCAGUGGAGAGUGUGGCCGGCGUGGCCUUCCUGCUCGCUGCCGACCGCGUGCAGACGGGCAGCUACGUCAGCCUGGACUACAUUAUUGGCGACACGGGCAUCUCUCAGGGAAGACACUACUGGGCCUUCAAAGUAGAGCCGCAGUCGUACUUGGUCAAAGUGGGCGUGGCCUCGGACACAAAGCUGCUGGAAUGGUUUCACAACCCGAGGGACACUAGCAGCCCGAGGUACGACCACGACAGCGGCCACGACAGCGGCAGUGAGGACGCUUGCUACGAGCUCUCGCAGCCCUUCACCCUCCUCACUGUGGGCAUGGGCAAGCUCUUUAUCCCCAAGGCGUCGCCCUCGUCUUCAUCUGCCACUGCCGCCACCUCCUCGGGCGACCCGGGCAACCGCACGCUGCCCAUGCCGCAGCGCCUGGGCGUGUGCCUGGAUUACGACGCCAGCCGCGUGUACUUCUACGACGCCGACAGCAUGCGCUGCCUCUACGAGAGGCAAGUGGACUGCUCGGAUCAUGUACCCGGCGUUCGGCCUCAUGGGCGGCGGCAAGGUCCAGCUGGAGGAGUUUGUCACCGCCAAGAGGCUCACCUUCUGAGGGCGACUGGCCGUGGUCUGCUCUCUAUUUGCACCUUUUGGCAAGUGUACUUUAGCAUGAUUUGAUCGACUGUGAAACAUCCAACUGUGAAACCUGAGCUGGUAUGUUAUGACAACACUAAUAUGAUACAGACUCUAGAGUCUGAUUCUAGAGUUCUCCAGGCCCGCUGAGGUGGCUUAGAUCAGCGGUCUUGGUCUGUCUAAUUGAUCUGAUCAACACUAAUAUAUGACACGAUUUUAUUAUCGUUCCUCGUACGAAGCAAUGAGAUGUGUAAUAUUGUACCAAAGUUUGUUUUUUUAAUUGUUCAAUUUAGCUGCUUUAUUAGUCAGCAGCCGUUUUAAGUAUUUUGCAUUUAACAAAUGCUUAAGUCAUCUGACUCCAGAGCAGGAUUUCCCAAAUUUGGGCCUGUGAGUAAACUUUUUAUUUGGGUUGUCGGUUGUGUUCUUAAUGUUUAAUUCAUAUACGGUAUGUUUAUUUGGAGGGAACCUGCUCUUGACGUGUAAUAAUUGAGCACAUGAUUGACUGUUGUGUAGCAGCUGAAUCUUUUUGUCUUAGUGGACCUGAUGGGAGAAAGCCUUCGUAGCGAAUCUUUUAGUGCUAGCUCCUCCGUGCCUUCCGGUUCAUUUGUUUGCUCAACAAUUCUCUGAUAUAGUUGCACAAUUGUUUUGAAACAUGCACUCUGGUUCAAUUUAUAACACCUGACUUUUUUUUCCCCCCCAUCACUGAAAACACUUUUUGCACUUUUUUUUGUUUUUAACUCUUUCUUCAGACACUGUAUCACUACCUAGCACAUUUGUGUCCUUCACUUUGCAUAUGGGCAUCACUCACUUUUGUCAGAAUGUGAACACGAUAUACCCAUCCAGCCUGUUUCCGCCUUCACACAAAGGAAAAUCUGGUGCAACCGAGCAGCCUUUGAAACGCAUCGUUGACUUUCUUCAAUGUUGCGAUCACAGUUUACACUCACUCAAGGGCAAUUGACGUUUGGGAAAUUAGAUAUUGGGUAGCAACACGGACACUUAAUGGUUAGUUUUUAUUUCAGAAGGGUCUUCUGGUACCAUUGGUGCUUUGCUUAAAUAUAUGACCUACCUCCUUGCUGUUAAGCCUGGAUUUUUUUUUUUUUUUUUGGGUAAAUAUUUGCAGAUCCACCAUUUUGUUUAAGUCACGUUCAGUGUGUUCGCCUUCAACAUGCCUUCUCUUUUGAUGUCAGGUUUUAUAUACAUAAUAUUGUGUGGUUAUAAGUAUAAACUGUACACUGGAAACGUCCACUUUCAUAUCACUCAAGAGCAGGGUUGUUUUCUGUGCAAGUGUGUUGUAAUCUGUUCUGACUACUGUAAAGUCCUAUUUCAACGUAAUUCCCUUUUAAUCUUAUGUACAUGUAUUAUUGGUUCAUUACAAAUAAAUAGAAUCAAGCUUCUUACGUUUGAACUCUCCAGUCUUACAUCGUGAAAAAAAGCAUUUUUCAUUUUAUUUCAAUUCCACAACAGUUGCAAACUUGAUCCAAAAAAACUAAAUCUCUAUGCAUUUAAAGACUGACAGGGCAGCUUUCACUGGCGGAAUGUAAACAACAGCCGAAUGUCUUUGUGUUCCCUGUUUUUGUUUUUGGGUGUAAAGUCAAAUCAAGUCAAAUUUAUAACCAAAAUUGCAGGCAAGCUAAUAUAAAGUAAAGCUAGCAUGCCGCAUGUCAGUAACACUUGUAUGUACCUAACUGAGUGCAAUAAUAUUUCAGUGGAAAAAUAGCUAGCUUUGCUUAGACUGAGACUAAUUUGCACUGUUGGUAGUUAACAAUAAUGUUAAAUUUGUCAAAUUAAUUUUUCAAGUAUUUUCCUCAAGUUGCUGGAGGUGAUGGGUACAAUUACUGUAUGUGUGAUGUAAAUGUGAGUAGAAUUAUUCUUGGCUGGACUCGCGCGUGUAUGUGUUGGGAUGUCGUCAAAUAAACUUGUUUUUAUUAAAAA
Syngnathus acus (greater pipefish) is the source of this 4347-nucleotide messenger RNA. It is a transcript of the gene trim36, whose product is annotated as tripartite motif containing 36. Gene Ontology annotation, molecular function: zinc ion binding; protein binding. The record is from RefSeq and is a predicted model, not a curated record. NCBI's taxonomy places the organism in Eukaryota, Metazoa, Chordata, Actinopteri, Syngnathiformes, Syngnathidae.